Aaosphaeria arxii CBS 175.79 is the source of this 1032-nucleotide messenger RNA. Its product is annotated as pyrimidine 5-nucleotidase. Gene Ontology annotation, biological process: pyrimidine nucleobase metabolic process; nucleotide catabolic process. The record is from RefSeq and is a predicted model, not a curated record. The transcript is spliced from 5 exons. NCBI's taxonomy places the organism in Eukaryota, Fungi, Ascomycota, Dothideomycetes, Pleosporales. Gene Ontology annotation, molecular function: nucleotidase activity. Bases 140 to 829 code for a protein of 229 amino acids.
CAUGUUUCGGUCACUUCAGAGGGGACCAUUAUUUAGACAUUGCAAUACUCGUACAUUCAUUCCUAAGUCACCGUCGCCUUCUUUCUGGCCAAUUCCCUCGUCUCUAAGAGCGCGUCUGGAAAUCCGCAAUAUAGUAAACAUGGCAGAGAACGGAGAGAAGCCCGUUUUUUUCUUUGAUAUUGACAACUGUCUAUAUCCCAAAAGUACCAAUAUCCAGCAUAUGAUGUCUGAUCUCAUAGACAAAUACUUUGAAGAUCAUCUAUCUCUGUCAACGGCGGACGCCAAUGCUCUCCACCUAAAAUACUACAAAGAGUAUGGUCUUGCCAUUGAGGGCUUGGUCCGCCAUCACAAGGUCGAUGCGCUUGAAUACAACACCAAAGUCGACGAUGCAUUGCCUCUGGAAGAAGUCAUCAAGCCUAAUCCUGAACUUCGCAAACUACUGGAAGAUAUCGACAAGAGUAAAGUGCGCAUGUGGCUAUUCACCAAUGCAUACAUCACUCAUGGAAAGCGUGUGGUCAAACUGCUCGGGAUCGAUGAUCUUUUUGAAGGAAUUACUUACUGCGACUAUGGCUCUGAAAAAUUCUACUGCAAACCUCACAAGGAGAUGUUUGAAAAGGCAAUGGCGGAGGCAGGCGUCAAAUCCAACGAUAAGUGCUAUUUUGUCGACGAUUCAUAUAUAAACACUAAAGCUGCAACUGAGCGCGGAUGGCACACGGCUCAUUUGCUCGACCCAGCAGACCCCGAACCCCUUCACAGAGUUUCACAGUAUCAAAUUCGAAGCCACGAGGAGCUACGUACUAUUUUCCCAGAAGUUUUCAAGAGCUCUUAAGCAUAUAGACGUUGCACUAUUCCGAUGCAGCGCUUUCUCCGUCCUUCUUCUCUUGGUUGAUGACUCAUGCAGUCACUCCCCGCGAAACGACUUGUAGAUGCCACUUCGCAACGUUAUAUAUAGCUAGACGACUUCAACAAGUCAGCAUAUUAUAGAGAGCAUUAUACGCUCCGUAAUUUAAUGAUACGAAUUCAACACUGUCA